Messenger RNA from Rana temporaria (common frog), 3327 nucleotides. RefSeq names its product 5-hydroxytryptamine receptor 3A (gene HTR3A). Gene Ontology annotation, biological process: signal transduction; monoatomic ion transmembrane transport; chemical synaptic transmission. The record is from RefSeq and is a predicted model, not a curated record. The transcript is spliced from 9 exons. Gene Ontology annotation, cellular component: synapse; neuron projection; postsynaptic membrane. NCBI's taxonomy places the organism in Eukaryota, Metazoa, Chordata, Amphibia, Anura, Ranidae. Bases 953 to 2377 code for a protein of 474 amino acids. Gene Ontology annotation, molecular function: extracellular ligand-gated monoatomic ion channel activity; neurotransmitter receptor activity; transmembrane signaling receptor activity.
AUUAGCAGUAUGAGAUAUCUUGAAACUGUAUCCAUUAACUGGCUCUCGCUCUGUUUUAUUGGUUUCACAAGCAGCAAACACAGCAAUAGCAUAUGACUAUGUCUGCAAUAUAGAGACAGCAGAAGACGGGUUAAUCAGAGCUCAGGUAACUAAUUUCUUUGUGCAAAAACCAUCCGUCUGUCUGAUUAUCAUUAAGUGGACAUGACAGCACUAAUGGGCAAGAGGGAACAGGGGCAAUAGGUUCAAUCUGACUCCUUAAAUUACAGAGUGACAUCACGCAGAGGAGUGACAAGCUGCCAGUUGCUGACAACAGGAAAACCUCUUCAGGAAAGUUAGUGGACAUCAAGUAAAAGGGACAGAAGAGAUGACCAGAAAGCAAGAUAAGUAUUGCCAUAAUCUGAUAAAUGGGGGGGUACGAGUUGUAGUUAUAUGUGAGUGAUUUGCCAGCAAAACCUUGUUUGUAGAUCAUAGUGACUAUGCAUAUCUAAGAGAAAUACAAAUGCACUUACAAUAUUAAAGAUAACGCAUUGGCUAAAGGCAAGCAAGUAGCGACUGCAAAGCCCUGCAAAAGAACAUAUGAAAGACUGAUACUAGACUCAUUCGGAACAGUGGACAGGAGAAAUAAUCAGAAAGGAUCAGUGGUAUACAGGACACAUAUCAUAUCUAUCAUACGUAACAAGGAGAGAAGGAAAAAAUAAACGAGUGAGAUAAAAGACAAUCGAAAAAAACAAACCUCUAAGUUUAGAAGUGGAAUCCAUGCAUUGCUGUAUCAAAUAGACAAGCUAGGAUAAUUCAAAGGUGACAAAUGGAUAAAAGGCUUUGAUGCAGCACCAUUUGGAGGAUUCCUGCUUGUGGAGCAAAACUGAAGAUCCCGAAGUCUAAAAAAGGUCUAUAAGCGACCUUUAGUGGUUACAAUCAUCAUUGAAGGUAAGAUUUGAGGCCAACAGACGAAAUGGUGCCAAGAAAAUUCUGGACCCAGCCUAGCGUGAUUGUACCAGCCCUCUUCAUGAUUAGUGCUGUAUAUGGAAUGAAUAAAUCCAAGCCGGUCCUGAUGCGUCUAUCGGAUGAACUCAUGGAAGGAUACAAGAAAGGUGUGAGGCCAGUGCAUAACUGGAGGCAGACAACCACCGUCUUCAUAGAUGUCAUGGUGUAUGCCAUCCUAGGAGUGGAUGAGAAGAAUCAAGUUCUCACAACAUACAUAUGGUAUAGACAGUUUUGGAUAGAUGAGUUUCUCACUUGGGAUCCCAAGGAGUAUGAAAAUGUGUCUCAAAUAUCCAUCCCUACAGAGAAGAUCUGGGUCCCAGACAUUCUAAUCAAUGAGUUUGUGGAUGUUGGAAAAUCUCCAGAUAUCCCUUAUGUCUAUGUCAACCAUGAAGGCAGAGUUCAAAAUUACAAACCUAUUCAAGUAGUGACUGCUUGUAGCCUCAAUAUCUACAAUUUCCCAUUUGACCUUCAAAACUGCUCACUGACAUUCACCAGCUGGCUUCACACAAUUCAGGACAUCAAUGUAUCUUUGUGGAGGACACCAGAAGAAGUGAAAGAGGACAAAAGUGUUUUUAUGAACAAAGGAGAGUGGGAGCUCCUGUAUGUAUUACCUCAAUAUAGAAUGUUUGUGGAAAAUGAAGAUAGUUUUGCGGAAAUGAAAUUUCAUGUUGUAAUUAAAAGGCGACCCCUUUUCUAUGCUGUCAAUCUACUUCUUCCCAGUAUGUUUCUCAUGGUGAUGGACAUAAUUGGGUUCUAUCUUCCUCCUGACAGUGGAGAAAGAGUCUCGUUCAAGAUCACCCUACUUCUGGGUUACUCAGUUUUCCUCAUUAUUGUUUCAGACACCUUACCAGCUACUGCUAUCGGAACCCCAUUAAUAGGUGUCUACUUUGUAGUUUGCAUGGCACUCCUGGUAAUUAGCUUGACCGAGACAAUAUUGAUUGUUCGAUUAGUACAUAAGCAAGAUCUCCAACCUCAUGUUCCAGAGUGGGUGAAAAGAUUGGUACUGGAAAAGAUUACAUUUUUAUUAUGCAUUCGGGACAAGAAGAAAUAUAGUGCCUCUCCGAUCCACAGUUCUAAUAUGUCCCAACAAAUGGAGAAUAGCAGCACAGCUAAGCUUGCCCAUUACAACUCAGAAAACACUAAAGAAUAUGACGGAUCGAUAGGAGCCAUUCUACCUACAAAGGAAAGCUCUGUAGUAGUGGAUAGCAUCCUCCAUGAAAUUGCAUCUAUCCGGCAGUAUUUGGAAAAGAGAGAUGAAUACCGUGAUAUAGCAAGGGAGUGGCUACAGGUCGGCUAUGUCCUUGAUGUUCUACUUUUCCGCAUUUAUCUGGUGGCAGUGCUGGCAUACACAGUUACCUUGGCAACUAUGUGGUCCUACUGGCAGCAGGCCUAAAACCUAAUUUGAAGGAAGUAUGCUGCAAAGCCUUAUUCAGCAUGAAUUAUAUAUGUUAAUACAUUUAAAAAGACCCCAACAUUAACAGGCAUUAACUGGAAGUUUUCCUCUUUUUAAUAUAGUGCAGCCCACCCUCUCAGGGAUUGGUGUCUGUGCUGUUAUUUUUUUUUCUGCCAGAGCAGAAAUGUCGGCCAAGUGUCAAGCUGUAAGACCCCAUGAAGGCUGAUGUGUCACCUGCCUAAGCUCAAGGCUGACCUUUGUACUCUGUGUCCUUGUUGAUUGAAAUGUUCUAGUUCUGACUUAGCAAGGGGACCUCUGCAGAGAGGCCAAUGUUUCUACACAGAGCAGGGUCCCUUUCUGUGGCAUAUGGGCAGUGGAUAGACUUUUCUACUCAGGCUGUGGCUGCUUUCUAAAGAAAACAAACUAUAAGACCUAGUACGCCUUUUGUUUUGAUGUGCCUGGAAAGUAUUUAAACCAUAGGUUUCGUUGGACAUUAUGUAUAAAUCUUGUGAUACACUUUUAUGUAUGAACUAGCUGUACAUACAUAUUUAUAUAUAGUAAUAUGGCUAACUAAGAAUAAUUUUACGUUACAUAAAUAUAUUAGCUCUAUUACACAAUGGGGACGAUCUUCUAAAACUGGAGCCCUGAGAAUCUGGUGCAGCUGUGCAUGGUAGCCAAUCAGCUUCUAACUUCAGCUUGUUCAAUUGAUCUGGAAGCUAAUUGGUUUCCAUGCAGAGCUGCCCCAAUGUGUAUUAUAUAAGAGAUUUCUCUGUUCUGUCAAGGUACCAUUAAGUUUUGUGUAUAUUGUUAUCCUCCCAUGCCAUAUCUCUCCCUCCCAUGUUUGUCAAAACCGUGUAAUGAAAGACUGUCGGAAAAGGCAAGAAUUUAGAAGGACUGAGAAGUGCAGCAGAGAACAUGCAGCAAAUAUAAUAUAUCAUUAUAUUGCCUUA